CAAGCAGCGGCCAGCGGCGGCGUCUCAAACCAAAACCCUCCGUUCCCCUUCCUCCCAGUUCUCCCCUCCUGCUGCUCUCCACUCUUCUCCUUCCAUACUCAAUCCACCCUCUUCGAUUCGCGAGUGGAAACCACGGCCAUGGACGGCAUCGAAUCCAGGUACGAGAUCCCCCGGACCGCCGAGUUCCUACGGGCCCGCGCCUACACCCGAGUCGCCCUCCAGUUCCCGGACGAGCUGCUCAAGGACGCGGCGGCGGUGGCGCGGGCUCUGCGGAGGGAGCUCGGCGGCGGGACCAAGCUGUACGUGAUGGCAGACACCGCGUACAACUCGUGCUGUGUCGACGAGGUGGGGGCGUCCCACAUCGACGCUCAGUGCGUCGUCCACUACGGCCAUUCCUGCAUGAGCCCAACAUCAAAUUUGCCAGCUUUCUUCGUAUUUGGAAAGGCACCAUUAGAUAUCAGUGCGUGUUGCCGCUCAUUGCUGGAUUGCUUGAGAGAAAGCAAUAAACCCAUUCUUGUGUUAUGUGGAUUAGAGUACGCCUAUGCAUUGGAUGAUCUUAAAGGAGCGUCUGUCGAAUUAUGCAAAUCAGAUUCUUGCAAUUCUGAAAUUCAGUAUGCAGAAGAUCUUUGUUCGGAAAUGAAUCCAUCAACAAGUCCCACUGCAGAAAAGCAAUUUCCUCAACCCAAUGGAAGCACUCAUAAUGAUGAUUUGUCUUUACAUAGUGAUGAUGUGACCACAUUUGUGAAUAGUUGUUGUAAUGUGGAAGGGAACACCCGCAAGUAUAAUCUUGGAGGCCUUACAUGGGGUAUAUCCAUAAAUGAGAAAAUGGAGGACUAUUUGUUAUAUUGGAUUGGACAAGAUAACUCCGCUUUUGCUAACAUUGCACUUACUUUCAAUAAAUGUGAUAUAGUUAGAUAUGACACAAUAGCAAAUCAAUUGUCAAGGGAUGUCUCUCAUCUGAUGAAAAUUCUUAGGCGCAGAUAUUACCUUGUGGAGAAGGCAAAGGAUGCUAAUAUUAUUGGCAUUUUGGUCGGAACUCUAGGCGUUGCUGGUUAUCUUAACAUAAUUGAGCAAAUGAAAGAUCUGAUCAAAGCCGCUGGAAAGAAAUCUUAUACACUGGUCAUGGGACGGCCUAAUUCUGCAAAACUUGCCAAUUUUCCUGAGUGUGAAGUUUUUGUAUAUGUUUCUUGCGCUCAAACUGCUCUAUUGGAUAGCAAAGAAUUUUUGGCCCCAGUUAUCACACCAUUUGAAGCUGUAUUAGCUUUUAGCAGGGGAAGAGAAUGGACUGGGGAAUAUCUUUUGGAUUUCAAAGAGUUGAUCACUUCAGAGAAACCAGAAGUUGGAAGCAAAAGUGAAGAAGCACGGUUUUCUUUUAUCAAAGGUGGCUAUGUGGAAGAUGAUUGUCCUCAAGACGAUGAGGAGAAUUCAGUCACAUCACUUGCACUGGCUGAUGUAACAGAGAAAGCCCUAAGCAUCCGAAACCAGAACAAUGAUGCAAUUCUUUACCAAGGAGGUGCGAACUCUGCGAUUGAGUACCUCAAGGCACGGUCCUACCGUGGUCUCACUGGAGAAUACCAGGGUCCAGUACCAGACUCGGUCUUGAUAGGCAGGGCAGGGAGAGCUGCUGGUUAUUCCAAUGAGAAAACAAAUAGCUCACAAUGAAGGAAUGCUGCAUGCGGUGUGCUGCGGGCCCUUCAUUUUGGUGUGGAAAUUUAGAACAUCUGUUUUUACUUGGUUAUUCUUGUCGUGCGUCCACAGCCAAUAUGUUUUGCUGCGUUUUGCUGUUCUUCCAGUUUUGUAUACUAGAACUUGCUGCAUUCACAGGGGAAAUUUUGUUACGAGCCAUGAGCGAUUUAAUGACGUGAAGGAACACCUGUGCAUUGUGGAUGUCUGUACAACUGUGGCAUUUAUCUAGAUAGAAGUUGGGAUGUAUGCAGUUUGCCAAUUUGUUGUUGUUGAGAAUAGUAAGUUUGGUUGAUCUUGUGACUAUUUCACGAUUGCACUUUGAUUCCACGAUGUAACAAUGUGACGUUGGAUUGGCUCA
Molecule: messenger RNA, 2044 nt
Organism: Brachypodium distachyon (stiff brome)
Lineage: Eukaryota; Viridiplantae; Streptophyta; Magnoliopsida; Poales; Poaceae
Product: 2-(3-amino-3-carboxypropyl)histidine synthase subunit 2
Exons: 10
Coding region: 139-1662 (507 amino acids)
Biological process (GO): protein histidyl modification to diphthamide
Molecular function (GO): 2-(3-amino-3-carboxypropyl)histidine synthase activity
Source: RefSeq, a predicted model, not a curated record